CGGGCUCGUAUAAAAGGGUAGUGCAUUUUUGACAGUCGAUGCACUUCGCUUCAUUUUUCGUCGAACGACGCACAGCUCUCCAGAAUGUCUACGAAGACACUGCUUGCUGUGUUGCUGCUUGCAGCUAUAGCUAUUACACUCAGUGAAGCUGGGGGUGGAGGCAAGAAAGAUCAUGUUCACAUCAAGAUUCACGUCCCGUACUUUGUGAAGAAGCACACCCACACCAAAACCGUUUAUAUCCACCACAAGAAGAAAGGCCACGGAGGUGGUGGAGGCGGCGGAGGAGGCGGGCAUGGAGGCGGCGGACAUGGGGGCGGCGGUGGAGGGCACGAAGGCGGCCAUGACCACCGGCGCUAGAGUUAGACUGAAUUUCAUUCCUCAAGUUCUGUACAAAUACGAUUCUCACCUCCCUCUUGUCAAACAAUGAUUAUUGUUGUAUGAUUUAAACCGCUGAUGUGAUCUUUUUUAAUAAAAAUGAUUGUUUUUGUUGACGAAAAAUAUUCAAUUUUAAUUUCUAUAGAACUAUAAUAAAACUAGUUAAU
This is a messenger RNA of Neocloeon triangulifer, 542 nucleotides long. RefSeq lists its product as uncharacterized. The transcript is spliced from 3 exons. The coding region runs from base 85 to 357 and encodes 90 amino acids. NCBI's taxonomy places the organism in Eukaryota, Metazoa, Arthropoda, Insecta, Ephemeroptera, Baetidae. The record is from RefSeq and is a predicted model, not a curated record.